UGUGUGCGUGUGCGGUGGGAAGGACUUAGAGCAGCUGUAUAGAGAUGAGUGUAGUCAGUGUCGUGUCAGUGUGGAAAGAUGAAGCUUCUGCUCAGCAGUCUGUUACUCGCCUCUCUCUGUGCACUCUCAUCCUGGAGUGUUUCAUCAGGCACACUUGUUGUGACCCAGACUCCUGCUGUCUCUGCAAUGCAGGGAGAGACAGUAAACGUCAGCUGCUGCUGGACCUGGACAGGGAAGCCUGAAAGAAUGAGAGUUGACUGGCUGAAAAAUCAAACAAGUGUAAAAAAAGAUAUUUUCGGCCUGACAAAUCAAUCCCAAGGAUCUCUGCGAAUGAACACAUCUGACUGCUUAAACUUGACCUUUACGAAUAUCUCAAGAGAAGAUUCAGGGAGAUACACCUGCAAAGCGUCUGUGGAGAUUCCAUUAUUAGUUGAGUUUGAAGGAAAUGGUACUGUCAUCACAGUUACGGCCAGAGAGGCCAGAGAGAACACAACGGACGCAGCAGAAGAAGACAAUUCAGAGUCCAGCAAUUCUCCACCGCUUCCCCUGAUAAUCUCCGUGGCCGCAAUGGUUCCAUUGCUCCUCAUUGCUCUCGUCUGUUUCUGCUCUCUGCGAAGGAGACAAGCCCAAGCAGCCAGGGUGAUCUACGAGGUUCCCCAUACUGACUCUGAGGUGGCAGAAAUGGACAAACACAGCACCACUUCCUCCAGAGGCUCUUCUCAGUGGUGUCAGGUACCAGUGUAUGAAUCCUUCGAUUACUUUGAACGUGUGCAGACAAAAGAGUGAAGAUCCUCAUCCUCCAGGAUUUUCCUUCCCUACUUUGCAGCAUGUAUAUCUUAUGCGUCCAUUAUACCUUUGCCUGAAUUAUGUAAAUGAUUUUAUAUGAGUGUAAAUAUUUUUUAUUUUUUAUAUAAACUAAGUCUCAUCCA
Messenger RNA from Dicentrarchus labrax (European seabass), 929 nucleotides. Its product is annotated as transmembrane and immunoglobulin domain-containing protein 2. NCBI's taxonomy places the organism in Eukaryota, Metazoa, Chordata, Actinopteri, Moronidae. The record is from RefSeq and is a predicted model, not a curated record. Gene Ontology annotation, cellular component: external side of plasma membrane. Bases 79 to 786 code for a protein of 235 amino acids. Gene Ontology annotation, biological process: T cell receptor signaling pathway; regulation of T cell proliferation. The transcript is spliced from 5 exons.